Molecule: messenger RNA, 1668 nt
Organism: Paralichthys olivaceus (Japanese flounder)
Lineage: Eukaryota; Metazoa; Chordata; Actinopteri; Pleuronectiformes; Paralichthyidae
Source: RefSeq, a predicted model, not a curated record
UGCAGACAAAGAUAUGGCACAGCAGGUUAAAUUCCCACAUUUACAUAGACAUCCAUGUUAGAUGUUGUCCCCAACAAAUGGCAGGAGUUAGCGUUAUAGUGUCUGAAUCGUGUUUCUGGAUGUGUGUGAACCGUGGCUUCAAAUCAGGGGCACUGCAGUGAGCGUGACCCGCUUUCAAGAUGCAGUGAGGAAGAAGAGGAGGAGAAGGGGGCACCUCAUGAUCAGUGCAGAGAGAGAGGGGGAGAGGGAGAGAGAGCCUCACAUUGUUUCCUCAGCAGAGAGAGAGAGAGGGGAGCUGGAGUCCAGAGGAGACAGUCAGAGCCGCGAUGUCCCGACCUGUCUGCUGCAGGGUGACGACACUGAAGGAGAAGCAGCCGAGGUCAUUGCCGUCUCAUCCACAAGAGGAUUGAUGGACCUCCAUUAUGAUCAAGUGGACAUGAUUCUACAUUCAGCUCCUGUGGCACAAUGUCCAGUAUGAUUUAUCUGACUGCCAGUCUGUACCUGCCUGUUUUACUGUUCGAGGCCGUCGUGUUGUCUAAGGGCAAGUAUGAGAGGUCAGUGGUGCCGAGCUCUGCCUCCCGCCUGGUGGCCAGGAUGGACGGGGAUAUAAUAAUCGGCGCCCUCUUCUCCGUCCACCACCAACCGUCGGCUGAGAAGGUGGCAGAUCGGAAAUGUGGGGAGGUCCGCGAGCAGUACGGCAUCCAAAGAGUGGAGGCCAUGUUCCACGCCUUGGACCGGAUUAACUCGGACCCGAACCUGUUGCCCAACAUCACCCUGGGCUGUGAGAUCAGGGACUCCUGCUGGCACUCCUCUGUGGCCCUGGAGCAGAGCAUCGAGUUCAUACGAGACUCGCUCAUCUCCAUCCGGGACGACAAGGACGGCUCCAAGUGGUGCAUCGAGGGGGUACCGUCCAGUCAGCCGCCGCCAACCAAGAAGCCCAUAGCAGGGGUCAUCGGGCCCGGCUCCAGCUCUGUGGCGAUUCAAGUCCAGAACCUCCUGCAGCUGUUCAACAUCCCGCAGAUUGCCUAUUCCGCAACUAGCAUUGAUCUCAGCGACAAGACUUUGUUUAAGUACUUUCUCAGGGUGGUGCCUUCAGACACGCUUCAAGCCAGAGCUCUGCUGGACAUUAUCAAACGAUACAACUGGACCUACGUGUCUGCAGUGCACACAGAGGGUAACUACGGGGAGAGUGGGAUGGAAGUGUUCAAAGAGCUCGCCUCGCAGGAAGGCAUCUGCAUCGCCCAUUCUGACAAGAUCUACAGCAACGCUGGCGAGAAGCACUUCGACAGGCUGCUGAGGAAACUGCGGGAGCGUCUGCCAAAGGCCCGAGUGGUUGUCUGCUUCUGUGAAGGCAUGACAGUCCGCGGCCUGCUCAUGGCCAUGAGGCGGCUCGGAGUAGCCGGAGAGUUCCUCCUAAUUGGAAGUGACGGCUGGGCCGACCGAGUCGAGGUGGUGGAGGGCUACGAACAAGAAGCCGUGGGCGGCAUCACCGUGAAGCUGCAGUCCGAUGAGGUCUCCUCCUUCGACGACUACUUCCUAAAGCUCAGGCUCAGCACCAACACCCGCAACCCGUGGUUUCCGGAGUUCUGGCAGUACCGCUUUCAGUGCCGCCUCCCCGGACACCCGCAGGAGAACAUGAAUUAUGCACGCAACUGCUCAGGUAGCUAA